Adineta steineri is the source of this 711-nucleotide messenger RNA. Lineage: Eukaryota; Metazoa; Rotifera; Eurotatoria; Adinetida; Adinetidae. The record is from the annotation of a GenBank genome assembly.
AUGUCUUCGUCCGACAACAGUUCAGACAAUAAUGAUGAUUUGUUCAUUGAUUUCGAAGAAGUAUCUAUUCCACGUUCAAUUCGUUUUUGGAUUAUGCUUUUGUUCAACAUCUCAUCAAUAAUUUGUAGUUUUUGUAUACUUAUUCAUAUAAUUUAUAAUCGAGCUCAACGAUAUGCAUUGCAUAAUCAUGCUAUUCUUCUUGUAUUAAUCAUGGCCUUACCUAUUCAGUUGAUAGAUAUUAAUUUUUAUCUUGUAUUCUAUCAUUAUGGUUCUAUUCAACCAUCGAAACCGUUUAUGUGUCUGUUAUGGUGGCUCACUGAUUAUGGUUGUUAUAGUGGAUGCACUAUUCUGAUAGCUUGGUUAGCCAUCGAACGAUACAUUUUGAUAUUUCACGAUCGAUGGGUUUCAAAUCGAAGAGGACGAUUUCUUUUUCAUUAUUUACCUUCGAUUAGUAUAGUGGCGUAUAUCGUUGUGUUCUAUAUCAUUUCUAUUUUAUUUCCACCUUGUGAAAAUGAUUAUAUCUAUACGUUGCCAGCGUGUGGUGCUGCACCAUGUUACCAAUUAUAUGGUGUUCUGGCUAUAUGGGACGGUUUUGUUAAUAAUACCACACCAACUAUCUUAGAGAGCAUUGUAAAUAUCGGUCUUAUUUUACGUGUUCAAUGGCAAAAACGACGACUUCGUCAAUCUAAUCAAUGGCGUAAACAACGGUGA